CUCUGGAUUUUGCGCGGCGCCGCGGGCAGCGCUGCUGGCGAGCGCUACAUAGAUGCUGCCGACGACUAAUCAAUUAAUCCGAAGGCCUGGGACCACGCCUCGCGACGGCUGGGCAUGGCUGCCCGCAGCGUGAGUAAAGUAGCUCCAGAAGAAAAGGAUGUGGAGGCCGAGGAGACAAAGGCAGCGCCGCCGCGCGACCAAGAGAUCACGAAUCGCACGCCCGCGAAGACGCCUGACGAAGACACGAUACGUGCGACGCUGCACCGCCUCGCGACGCGCGAGCCGCACAGCCUCCACCAGACCACGAUUUACUACGGACUUGUUCGGGAGGACACGCCGCCGCGGCGCAAGUACGGGCUCCUAACUAUAUCGAUCGGAAUUGUAUUCCUGCAGUGCUUCGUCACCAGUGGAUUCGCCAUCGGGGUUAACUUAAGCACGUGCAGCGAACAACAGCGCAUAAUCACCUUUUGCCGCCCAACUCACUGGUUGAAUGCACAGGCGAAAACUCAGAUUGCCCCCGCGGUAAUUUCUGCGAUGAGGGGCUGUGCGAAUGGUGCGAAAGUGAGUGGGAGCACUGUUGCGAUGCCGACUCGACCGAAAAAUGCUACUGGGACGAAAAAGGGAGCCAGAAUAUGUGCGCCACGUGCACGACGGAUAAAGGCUUCGAGCACUAUGGGGACGCUGUGAGGGAUCGAGUCGACUCGAUGAUGAUUCAAGAUUGGCUCACCCUCGGCCUGGCUUCGCUGGUCGUCGCAUUCGCCGUGUUUGCAGAGAUACGUGAUGCUAUGUUGUGCGAGAUCGCCUUGCGAGAUGUAUCAGAGCGACGAGAAGUCAGCAGCGGCUGGCGCUUCGCCAUACGUGGCCUGAACUUUGCGCGGUAUUAUAUAAUGCUUCCAAACGUAAUCUUGUCAGUCGUGGCGCUUGUACUGAAUGACGGCGGUCGAGUGAAGGACGUGUGCCUGAACACCGUGGCGGUUGUUUUUUUGUUAGAUAUCGAUGACCUCGCAUUUCGACACGGUCUCGACGAACGCACGCGCAAAGAGGCAGAAGAAAAUGCAAGAGUGCGUGUCACGGACGCCGACGAACGAAUCCUAAACGCCGUCAAACUCGUCUGCGUCCUCGCGAUUCCUGGCACGGUGUUCGUUGGCGUCUCUGGUACCUACGUGGCUCAGGGAUGGCCCGAAUCACUUGGAAUCAUUUUUGCCCCCGUCCCGCCCAUAGUCGUGAGGUUCCUGCAGCGUGCGAAAGCGGGCCGGAGUAAGUGCGGCGGGCUCGGCUGGGGAAUGGCCGGUUUUUUUGCGUAUCUCAUCUGGUACACUCUGAUGCUCAAUUUGAUAUACAUCGUGGGGCAGGGAUCGAAUACAUUUGAAGAUGAUUAGCCAAAAAAGACCCGCCAGUGCUGUCGCAUCGAUCGACCGAGAUAUCGACCGGGCACCCUCCGUGGCGCCCCAUACUAGAACCUAAGUUUAC
This is a messenger RNA of Pelagomonas calceolata, 1470 nucleotides long. NCBI's taxonomy places the organism in Eukaryota, Pelagophyceae, Pelagomonadales, Pelagomonadaceae. The record is from the annotation of a GenBank genome assembly.